Aspergillus nomiae NRRL 13137 is the source of this 1530-nucleotide messenger RNA. It is a transcript of the gene faeB-1, whose product is annotated as putative feruloyl esterase. The record is from RefSeq and is a predicted model, not a curated record. NCBI's taxonomy places the organism in Eukaryota, Fungi, Ascomycota, Eurotiomycetes, Eurotiales, Aspergillaceae. The transcript has 3 exons. Bases 1 to 1530 code for a protein of 509 amino acids.
AUGCGGUUCUUAUUGCCUUUCCUUGCUGCAACCGCAGCAUCUCAGUCUUCUACUGAUUCUAACCACGAUGGCUCCUCGUUUCAGGUUCAGUGUGAAUCAUUCAGGGAAAAGAUUAAACAACCCAAUGCGACUGUCCAUUCAGUUACCUACGUCCCAGCUGGGGUGAACAUCUCCAUGGAAUAUAACCCGGCCAUCUGUGGCGGCGACGAUCCUAUAACCAGCACAUUCGCAUUUUGUCGCAUUGCGCUCAAUGUCACGACUUCUAGCAAGAGUCAGAUCUUUAUGGAAGCCUGGCUGCCUAGUAACUAUUCUGGUAGAUUUCUGAGCACAGGAAAUGGUGGUCUUGGUGGCUGUAUCAAGUAUGAUGACAUGGCCUACGCUGCUGGAUAUGGAUUUGCCACUGUGGUGGAGGAUUUUGCUUACCGCGCCCUCCAUACCGGGGUCGUUGUCGGGAAGGAAUUGACUCAAAGCUUUUAUCCUCAAGGCUAUAAGAAAUCAUACUAUCUUGGAUGCUCCACUGGAGGGCGUCAAGGUUGGAAGUCCGUGCACAGGUUCCCAGAUGACUUUGACGGUGUCGUGGCUGGUGCGCCUGCUUUCGAUUUCGUUAAUCUAACCAGCUGGGGUGCCCGAUUCCUCACCCUUACGGGCAAUUCCAGCGCAGCGACCUUCGUGACUAAGACGCAAUGGAGCACCGUGCACGAGGAGAUACUCAGACAGUGCGACUCCCUCGACGGUGCGGUAGACGGCGUCAUAGAGGACCCGGAUCUUUGUCAGCCUAUCAUUGAGACUUUAAUCUGCAAUGCGACCCAAGCUUCCACAUCUGGUACGUGUCUCACUGGAGCGCAGGUUGAGACAGUGAACGGCGUCUUCAGUCCGACUUACGGUGUCGAUGGCUCCCUCGUCUAUCCACGAAUGCAGCCCGGAUCUGAGCUAGGAGCGUCCAGCAUCUACUACAGUGGGACGCCCUUUUCCUAUGCCGAAGACUGGUAUCGCUAUGUGGUAUACAACAACACCAACUGGGACCUUACAACUUGGACCAUUAAGGACGCCGCCGUUGCUAGCGCCCAGGACCCCUAUCAAAUCUCCACCUGGGACGGCGAUCUCUCUCCCUUCCAGAACAAGGGCGGCAAGGUCCUUCAUUACCACGGUGUAGAGGACCCGGUUAUUUCUUCCGACAACUCCAAACGCUACUACAAGCAUGUAGCUGAUACAAUGAAUCUCAGCCCCUCUGAGCUCGACAAUUUCUACCGUUUCUUUCCGAUCAGCGGCAUGGGUCACUGCGCAAAUUCGAACGGGCCUUCUUCCAUCGGUCAAGGGUCUGGGACAUUUUCAGGAAAUAAGCCCGAGGAUAAUGUCCUCCUGGCCAUGGUUCAGUGGGUUGAAGAGGGUAUCGCCCCUGACUUUGUCCGGGGUGCCAAGCUCAAUGGCUCUACUGCGGAAUAUCGCCGUAAACACUGCAAGUAUCCUAAGCGCAAUAGAUAUGUCGGGCCGGGUCUGUACACGGAUGAGAACGCUUGGGAAUGUGUCUAA